Podospora anserina S mat+ is the source of this 1458-nucleotide messenger RNA. RefSeq lists its product as uncharacterized. The record is from RefSeq and is a predicted model, not a curated record. The annotation marks the transcript as partial. The transcript is spliced from 4 exons. Gene Ontology annotation, molecular function: protein dimerization activity. Lineage: Eukaryota; Fungi; Ascomycota; Sordariomycetes; Sordariales; Podosporaceae.
GCACACGCAACCAUGGACUCGGACCCGCUAAGACAUCUCGAGUUCUUCUCGAUGCCCAAUAACCAGACGGUCAACCCGGUCGACCAGCCAUUCAUGACCAGCACCUCGGCUCAGGCACCACCAAUAUGGAACACCACCGGUAUGGGCCUGGAUGGUGGCAUUUCUAUGUCACCUUCCACAGCACCAACCCCUCCGUCACUGGAUUCCAUCGCCCAGCCCUCCUCGCUCACCGGCUUCAACAGUAUCCCGCCAGGCAUUUCUUCCGCAUCCCAAGCUUCAACCCACAGCAGGCAGCCGCGGCCAGUAUUGCCAGCACGAGGCGUGCGGAGGGACGCCCACGAGCGGAAACGGUCAAGGCUCAGUAUGGACGCAACGCCGCUAGAUUCUGUGGAUUACUGGCUGGAUUUCGACAAGGAUGAGGGGCUGGCCAGUAUUCCCGAGGGCGUUGAGGCUUCUAGACGUGAGGGAGAACUAAGACCACCUGUAAAGCGGAGUUCCAGAAACACUGCGCAUGCGGGGGGUAGGCUAAAACACGAGGAGAUGAUGGACGACAGCGCGUUGGACAAUGCUCUCUCGGAUGACGACGACGACGAUGACGGGUUUUCUUCGAUUAAUCUUGCCGACCACAUGUCCAUGAUCGAAUCUGCGCCACCACCCGAGGUUCCGCCGCGGGAAGGGCUCUACUCGACGCCGCUUAGCUGGGAACGACCGCAGCCGGGCCUGCGCAUGGACUCUUUGAUUGGUCUUAACAAUCAGGCUUUGAACGAGGCGGAGCAGAGGAGGCUAAUAGCGAUUGCCAUGAAUCCGGGGUCGAGUAUGGGAGGGUUAGGGUCGAAUCUGAACUUGAAUUUUACGGGAUUGAACCCGGGGAUGAGCACACCUUUUACGGCAGGGGGUUCGGGCAGUGGAAGUAUGGGAAUGGGAAUGGGCAUGGGGACGGGAAUGGGGAUGGGAAUGGGGAUGGGUGGCGGUAUGGGUGGCCCAAAACCAGUGUCACCGCCCCAUUCGACGACACCUCACCCGAAACCGGGAUCUUUGCACCAGCCAAAACGACAGGGCAGUGUCAGUGACAGCAAGGCCAAGGAGAAGGUCAAGGCGGCAGGAGGGGACCGGACGGCGCAUAACGAUAUCGAGAGGAAAUACCGGACGAAUUUGAAGGAUAAGAUCUCGGAGUUGAGAGAUGCUGUUCCAUCGCUGAGGACGAUACCUGAAAAUGAGGAAGGGGAGGACCCGAAUCAGCCGUCGAGGGCGCCUAAAGUCAGCAAGGGUGCGGUCCUGACUAAAGCAACCGAGUACAUACACUGGCUCGAGCGUCGAAACAAGCAGAUCGUGCAGGAACACCGCGAGCUCUCGAGACGGUUGCAGGCCUUUGAACAACUUUUGAACGCGACGGCAAGACCGCAGUACAUGAUGCCGACGUAUAGUAGGACGCUUUUCGAUCCGAGAGGGUUCUGUUGA